AUGUCUGCUAGAAACUUAACCACAAUCACUCCAGUUGCCACUAAAAAUGCCCCACCAGCAGCUGCCUCAUAUUCUCAAGCUAUAAAAGCUAAUAACUUUAUCUAUGUUUCAGGUCAAGUUCCAUUAACCCCAGAAGGUACAAAAGUUGAAGGUACAAUCGCUGAUAGAGCUGAACAAUGUCUACAAAAUGUUAAAAACAUUUUAGAAGAAGCUGGUAGUGGUUUAGACAGAACUGUUAAAAUUAACGUUUUCUUAACUGAUAUCAAUGACUUUGCUGAAUUCAACAAAGUUUAUGCUAAACAUUUCAACACCCAUAAACCAGCUAGAUCCUGUGUUGCUGUCAAAUCAUUACCAUUAGGUGUUGAUGUUGAAAUUGAAGCUAUUGCUGUUGAAAACUAA
Hansenula anomala is the source of this 399-nucleotide messenger RNA. Its product is annotated as isoleucine biosynthesis protein MMF1. The transcript is spliced from 5 exons. Lineage: Eukaryota; Fungi; Ascomycota; Saccharomycetes; Phaffomycetales; Wickerhamomycetaceae. Gene Ontology annotation, cellular component: mitochondrion; cytosol. Bases 1 to 399 code for a protein of 132 amino acids. The record is from RefSeq and is a predicted model, not a curated record. Gene Ontology annotation, molecular function: deaminase activity.